UAGGGUUAAAAUAGUGGUGGGGAGGUGAUUUGCAAUAUAAGACAUACUGAGAUGAGUAUACUUCCAGUUCUGUAAUGAAUUUUAGCAAAAUGUCCAUAAUGUUGCCAGCAAUCUUGUUCAUUCUUUUGGUUGCUGUUCAAGCUUUUCCUGGGCAGGAUUACCGUUACUACCACCCGGGAACUAUUAUGUUGGGUGGUUACUACGGCCUUCCACCAAUGAGAUAUCCUGAAUAUGCCCCAGAAGAAUUUGAUCGAGUACCAGCAGCCUCAGAAGACUUUGAACGAGAAGUUGUAACCGAAAAGGUAUACCUUAUAGUAGAGGAUGACAAUGAGUUUAAAGAGCAGUCCACAGAAUCACCCCAAUUAUCUAACGAAGUUCCAAGAUCUAAGGAAGCACCAAAACCGAAAAAACCGACAGUCACAAAACCAAGAAGAAAGAACGUACCAGAAGAAGAAGAAGAUAAUUCAAUACCUUCUAACUUUCCCUUUGGGUCUGGAGGUUCCAGUUUUUACAACACCUUUUUUCCGAUUAUGCUUGGUGGUAAUUCCAGAGGAAGAGGCAAAGCUGGACAAGAUGACGAGUUAGAUGGUCCUGGGAGUGCUACAGCUAUUGCUAAUAGUUUCAGUACCGGACGUGGAGGUGUCGCUAGUAGCCACGCAACCUCCUUCGGUGAUGUUUUUUUGAGUUCGGCCCUCAGUGAUAUGUUGAGGAAAAAUAAGCGUAUGUAAGAGUUAAUUUAGUGCAGAAUGAAAUUUCAUUGUAAUCCUUAUUGUGAUAGUCCCUAAAUUUCACCUGUUGGUGAGAUAUUGGAAGAAGAACUUCAAUCUAUAUACCCAUUUAAACUUCAUUGUAUUUUAAUGAAUGUGAAUAAUAAUUCACAAUUAGUACAGGCUCAUUGAAAGGAUAUUCAACAAAUUCCCGUUUCUACCGUUGUCACCCCUCAGGGUGGUUGGCACAUAUCGGUAUCCAACGAUAAAACAUCCAAGCUCCAAUUUCAGAGCUUUGUACAGGAAGUCAAAGUAAUGAACAUUCAGUCGUAAAAACUCUAGGGCUCUAUGCCCAAGACUUCGAUCAUAAAAAUCAGUUUUUAUUCGAAGGGACCACUAGCGGUACGUUUAAAAAUGGUUCCUAACCUAAAAUUAGGAACCAUUUUUAAACGUACCGCUAGUGGUCCCUUCGAAUAAAAACUGAUUUUUAUGAUCGAAGUCUUGGGCAUAGAGCCCUAGAGUUUUUACGACUGAAUUUUUAUUACUUUGACUUCCUGUACAAAUCUCUGAAAUUGGAGCUUGGAUGUUUUAUCGUUGGAUACCGAAAUGUGCCAACCACCCUGGGGUGUUUAUCUUAAGCCAGGAUAAAGGAAUUAGUGCCUAAUAAACGUGAGGGGUGACAACGACUUCGUUUGCGUUCACUCUAUUGAGAUAGAAACGGGAAUUUGUUGAAUAUCCUUUCAAUGAGCCUGUACUAAUUGUGAAUUAUUGUUCACAUUCAUUACAGUAUUUUAUACGAAUAUAUAUAUUUAUACAUUCUAUAAUAAAUUAUGUAUCCUA
Harmonia axyridis is the source of this 1547-nucleotide messenger RNA. RefSeq lists its product as uncharacterized. The coding region runs from base 75 to 728 and encodes 217 amino acids. Lineage: Eukaryota; Metazoa; Arthropoda; Insecta; Coleoptera; Coccinellidae. The transcript has 2 exons. The record is from RefSeq and is a predicted model, not a curated record.